CAUUUUACUUCUUUGACUAAGUGUACGAAAAAAAAUAAAAGGUGACUUUCCUUCCCGCCAAAAAUGACAAUUUAUUAAGACGGAAAUUUAGAGGUUGUUUUGUGAUUUGUAAACAAAUGGCAAAUUGUAAUAUAGUUUGGAGAAUUAUAUAUGUUUCAAACUAAUGAAUGAUAUCCAUACGUGGAAUUGUUCGAGCAUGUAGUUUAGUACCGAAAUUUUUGCAACCAGUGUUUAAUAGCACAAUAUUAAAACCUCAUAUAAACUCGUUCAACUGUUACGAUUCUUACAUUGGUUUUGUUAAUAAAAGGAAUAUGUCGCAGAAAAGCAUUUUAUCUUUUUUCAAGACCACACCCAAGAAACCUGCUGAAUUGAAUAAAGAACCGUCACUUCAGAAUGAUUCUGUAGCCAGCAAUGCAAGUGAGGAAUCUCCGGUGAAGAAUGAGAAGAGAUUAUCAAAACGACAAAGGCUGGAGAGCAGCGAUGAGGAGUCUGCUCCGGUGUCGCCUAAAACAAAUCCUGAAAAGAAGAAAGUCAAACGCCAAAGGAUUGAGAGCUCUGGCAGUGAGUCAGACAAGUCAGCUGAAGAUAUGGAAGUCGUGGUCAGAAAGGAUGUUGGUGCAGUUAAGACAUACAGCUCUCCUAGAAGCAAGAAGAAAGCUUUGGUUCAAGAAUCACCAAAAAGUAAAAUAAAAGUCAAGGAGGAGAAAACAACGCCGGAGCCCAAGGAAAAGAUGAGUCCAAAAACUGAGAAAAAGACACCAAGCCUUUUUCAGAAUGGUGUCACCAAGAAGAUUAAGGAGGCGCCAUCUAGCGUUAAACAGGAGAACUUGUCACCAAAGAGUGACAAGGAUAGCAAGACAGACGCGGAUAGCAAUACAGAUAAGGACAAGAGUAAAAAGGAUAGCAAACCAUUUUUAGAAAAGAAAGAUAAUGUCAUUGUGAAUGGAGCGAAAGUUGCAGAAACUGACUACAACCCAGCCAAACCUAAAUACCACCCGAUCGACGACGCCUGCUGGACCAAAGGCCAGGAGGUCCCGUACUUAGCUCUGGCCAAAACCCUAGAAGCUAUAGAAGAGACGUCGUCCAGACUGAAGAUUAUAGAGAUCCUGGCGAACUACCUGCGGUCCGUCAUAGUGCUGACGCCCGAGGACCUGCUGCCCAGCAUCUACAUGUGUCUCAACCAGCUCGCACCCGCACAUCACAGCUUGGAGUUAGGCAUAGCGGAGACGUACCUGAUGAAGGCCGUGGGGCAGUGCACGGGCCGCUCGCUGGCGCACACGCGCGCGGCGGCGCGGCGCUGCGGCGACCUGGGGCGGGCGGCCGAGAGCGCGCGCGCGCAGCAGCGCACCAUGGGCGCGGCCGCGCGCCUCUCCGCCAGGAAGGUGUUCGCCGCCUUCCGCGAGGUGGCGCGCAUGACCGGUCAAGCCUCCGUCAACAAGAAGAUAGCCAAGAUUCAAAGUCUCUACGUCGCCUGCCGGCAAUCUGAAGCUCGUUUCCUCAUCAGGUCUUUUGAGGGGAAACUCCGGAUAGGACUGGCUGAGCAGUCAGUACUCCAAGCUUUGGCAUUAGCCGUGGCUACCACGCCGCCUUGUAUCAACGGAGAGCAGAUCCUGGAUGCUUCUAAGGGGCUGAGUCAGGAAGAGUUUAAGAGCCGCGUGGACGAGCACGCGCUGCUCAUAAAGACGACGUACUGCGAGUGCCCCGACUACGAGCGCCUGCUGCCCGCUCUACUGCAGCAUGGAGUACACGCGCUCCCCACGCACUGCCGGCUGGAGCCCGGCACUCCGCUCAAGCCCAUGCUGGCGAGCCCCACCAGGGGGGUCGGGGAAAUUUUUGACAGGUUCGAAGGCGUGCAAUUCACAUGCGAGUGGAAGUACGACGGCGAGCGAGCGCAGAUACAUGUGCCCGGGGACGAGGCGCCAGAUCUCACUAAGGCUAAGAUCUUCAGCAGGAACCAGGAGGAUAACACCAGCAAAUACCCGGACGUGGUGCGCCGCCUGCCCGCGCUGCUGAAGGAGAGUGUGAGAAGCUGCGUGCUGGACUGCGAGGCCGUCGCCUACGACGUGGCCAACAAGCAGAUACUGCCCUUCCAGAUACUGUCGACGCGCAAGCGCAAGGACGCCCAGGAGUCGGAGAUCAAGGUGCAGGUGUGCGUGUUCGUGUUCGACCUGCUGCUGCUCAACGGGCGGCCGCUGGUGCGCCGCCCGCUGCUGCAGCGCCGCGCCCUGCUGCGGGAACACUUCCGCGAGGUGCCAGGUGAAUGGCAAUUCGCCACCAGCAAAGACUGCACCACCACCGAGGAAGUCCAACAGUUCCUGGAGGAGUCCGUCAAGGGCUCCUGCGAGGGCCUCAUGGUGAAGAUGCUGACAGGAGACAACGCCCGGUACGACAUCGCCAGGAGGUCCCACAACUGGUUGAAGCUGAAGAAGGACUACUUAGAGGGCGUCGGCGACAGUAUAGAUGCGGUGGUGCUGGGCGCGUACUGGGGCCGCGGGCGGCGCGCCGGCCGCUACGGCGGCUUCCUGCUGGCGUGCCGCGACUCCGGCGGGGACGAGUUCCAGGCGCUGUGCCGCCUCGGCACCGGCUUCAGCGACGAGGACCUGCGCCGGCUCACUGACUCGCUGAGUCAACAUGUUAUUGACGGCCCGAGGAACUAUUACAGAUACGAUCCGUCGUCGGCGCCCGACGUGUGGUUCGCGGCGCACGCGGUGUGGGAGCUGCGCUGCGCGGACCUGUCGCUGUCGCCCGCGCACCGCGCCGCUCAAGGGCUCGUGGCCGCCGAUAGAGGGAUCUCCUUGAGGUUCCCCAGAUUCGUCCGCGAGCGCGAAGACAAGACCCCCGAGCAGGCGACCACCGCGCAGCAGAUCGCGGACAUGUACCUCGCCCAGGACCAGGUGAGGAACCAGCAGACCAAGAAGGUCGACAAUGACGACUUCUAUUGAUCCGGAGGCACUGGAUGCCGGCGUCCACAUCAUUCUCCGGAGUAGAUAUGUUCGCGGACGUUGAAAAUAAGUGUCGGAUUGCAAACGGAUAAUUUUUAUAACGAUUCCCCGAAUAAAUAUUUAAUGAUAUGUGCCUUGAAAUAUAAAAACUGAGUUUUAGUCACUUGUGAUGUGAUGGAACAAUGUUCAAUCACUAAUCACUUCAUCAACAAUAAUAUAAAAAUCAAUUGAAAACUAAUUAAAAUAAAGUAAACGGUUAAAUUUAAUCCAAAAAAAGGAAAAUUUAAUAAUAAUUAACAAUUGGAAAAAAUGUGGAGCUCUUGCGUACUCACGACUCCAUCUCGUUCCCAUUGAUGUCGUAAAGCGACUAAAGGAUAGGCUUAUUAACUUGUCACUAUUUGAAUCUCAAUUCUAUCAUUGAGCCAAACAUGGCCUAUCAGUCUUUUCAAGACUGUUGGCUCGGUCUACCCCGCAAGGGAUAUAGACGUGAUUAAAUGUAUGUUUGUUGACGUCUGUUUUUGAAGUACUUCAAUUCCUAAUUUCAUAUAAAAUAUGGUCCAUAACGGCCACGGCUAAACUGCCGUGAAAUCUGAACAGACUUUCGCAUUCAGCCAGCUACUAAAUCAAAACUUUAAUGUUCCAAAUUAAAUGUCACUUCAACUAUUAUUUAAGCUUUUGUCUGUCCCAAAGGGACAUAAUUCCUUCUUAUUCCCGUGGGAAUGUAAGCGUGACAAACAUGUUGUGUCGUCAAUAAAACCACCUUUUACUCUUUAUAAUUUUAUUCCAAG
Amyelois transitella is the source of this 3730-nucleotide messenger RNA. RefSeq names its product DNA ligase 1 (gene DNAlig1). The transcript is spliced from 16 exons. Lineage: Eukaryota; Metazoa; Arthropoda; Insecta; Lepidoptera; Pyralidae. Bases 168 to 2942 code for a protein of 924 amino acids. The record is from RefSeq and is a predicted model, not a curated record. Gene Ontology annotation, biological process: lagging strand elongation; DNA recombination; DNA biosynthetic process. Gene Ontology annotation, cellular component: mitochondrion; nucleus. Gene Ontology annotation, molecular function: DNA binding; ATP binding; DNA ligase (ATP) activity.